Messenger RNA from Sclerotinia trifoliorum, 663 nucleotides. The record is from the annotation of a GenBank genome assembly. Lineage: Eukaryota; Fungi; Ascomycota; Leotiomycetes; Helotiales; Sclerotiniaceae.
UAUCCUGGCACUAUCUCUGAUAAAGUUCCAUUCUUUAGCUUUAGCCUUAGGCACUAAAAUUUCUGGUUUGUUCCCUCCUCACUAGUGCCAAACCAAGCUUCAUCAAAAUCAUCCGAUUGACUGUUUCCUCCAAAUACAAACCAGAACCCAAUACUCAAGGUAAUACCUUACUGUUUGAGUCGCCGCAGAAGUACUGCUAAUGUACUGUUAAUAGAUGUUAUCCCGAGCAGCUGUCCGCGCAUCCUCCACAACCUCAAUGGUCGCUCGCCGUGGCUUCCACUCCACUCGCGCUCAAAUGGGUUCGCCAUACCAUUACCCCGAGGGACCACGAAGCAACAUUCCAUUCAACCCAAACACAAGAUUUUUUGCUUUGAGAUACUGGGGAUUCAUGGCUGUUGGAUUCGGUGAGUGAGAAGAACAGCUUCGCCGGAGAGAGGGGUAUUGGAGAGUCAUACUAAUGUUGGAUAUAGGUGCUCCAUUCGGCAUUGCAGUCUGGCAAACAUGCAAGAACCAAUAGAGUGUUUUGUUGGUGGAUGUUUCAUUGGGGGGAAAGCUUGAAUCGAUUGGUAAUGAAAACUAGAAGGGUUGGGGAAUGGGGUAUACAAUACAACAUUCUCAUGUAUUUAAGUCCAUUCUUCUAUAUCGAUUGUGCUGGUUUCCUAC